Messenger RNA from Thalassophryne amazonica, 3252 nucleotides. RefSeq lists its product as uncharacterized. NCBI's taxonomy places the organism in Eukaryota, Metazoa, Chordata, Actinopteri, Batrachoidiformes, Batrachoididae. The record is from RefSeq and is a predicted model, not a curated record. The transcript has 8 exons. Bases 2061 to 2921 code for a protein of 286 amino acids.
AUGAUGCUGUUAGUUUGUGUUGGAGUUCUUAUUAUAGACUGAACACCAAAUAUCAGCAAAAAUAAAUAAGAAAAACUGUGCUUUAUGAUGAUAAAUGAAGUUGAUGGACUGAUGAAGCCGAUCAAUUGAUACUAUCGAUUACAGUUUUUUCUCAUUUUAUACACACAAAAAUGUAACUCUGCACACAAUUCCUAAAAUCUGAAGCUCAUAUCAACAUCAUGACUCCAGACUGCCGACCUCUGAGCACAACAUCGUGGUUUCACUGUGAUUUGCAUCACAGUGAUGCAAACAAACCUCUGAACAUAAAAAGCAUCAUUUAUCAAAGUUUGUUCACUUUGUUGUAGAAACACUGAGCUUCAAAACGCAGCACCCUGAUAACCAGUUAGAAUCAGAAGACUUAAUUUAUCCUGAAGGAAACUGCUGAUGUUCCAACUGCACAGGAAAACAGAUACAAGUUGACAUGAAGAGCAGGAGACUGAAUAAAAAAAAUUACCAUCAUAAGUUCUUCAGCUUCUCUCUUUUUGCUCAGGAUCACCCAGAUACCCAUCCUGACCAGUGAUGCCGGUAACGUGUUACUUAGUAAGGCGAAGUUAAUGCGAAAAGGUCAACUCGAAUCUGACCACUUUUUUCAGUAACGAGUAAUCUAAAACGUUAAUCUUUCCAAAUCAGUAAUCAGAUUAAAGUUACUUCUCCAAAUCACUGUACGUUCAUGUUAUUUUUGUAUUGUGGGUUGAUUGUAGGAUUAAAAUUCCCAUAGACAGGAGAAGAUCAGGGUUCAGCUGAACUGCCCACUUUGGCCACUUUCAGCAAGCUGGAGCUUUUCCAUCAGCGGUUUGUGUAGCAGGUCAGAGUUGAAAAAAACAGUUGUCAUCUCUGAAAGCGCGGUGACAGCAGCACACCUGCACUGAGCUUUACAAAGACAUUUUUUACAAUUUUUUUUCUUUAAACGUGUGUGUGUGUGUGUGUGUGUGUGUGUCACUAAAAACAGCUGAAGACCCGCAAUGCAUUAUCAACUAAUACUAAUGCUCUUUUUUCCACCCAAAUGCACCUAAAGUCUCUUUCUGAGGAUGACAUAGAAACGCUGAUAAAACUUUCCUUUUCCUUUUCUCCAUAAAUACAUGUUACCAAUUCUUCCUGCUGAGACGCCAAUCCAGGGACAAAUCCAGAUGGAAAGGGAGCAUGAGGGGCACAGCCCCCCACAACACCUGUGGAUUAAAGCUCCAGCAGGGGACCACAGACUUCCCUUUCCUGUGCCACAUUGACCACCUCUGACUGGGGGAUCCCAAGUUCUGAGCAGUUUUAGAAGUUGGUCAGCAGUAUCAUGCCCAAGCAGCCUCUUGAGACAAAGACGAAGUUGAGGGCAAGGAGAAAGGAGAGGGAGAGGACUCCCUCUCCAGAGGAAUCCCUUUCCUCAUCAGGUGACGAGACACCUCAUCAAUUUGCAGAACCCCCGAUAAGCAUCUCUCCAAGGUUGAGGGACCAAACCUCCCAGUUGCACACAUCUUCUUAGGCCACAGCAACAGAUGCUGGUGCAACAGCAUCACUGGUUGCCACACCUUUGGUCACCAGCCCCACCAGUCAGUCCUCCCAUGAUCAGUCUCCAUGCUCCACCCGAUCACACUAUGCGUCUCCCAGUCUGAAGGCAACCAAAGCCACUACCAAGAAGCCAAGGGCCCCAAGACAAGACUUUGUGCUAUCCGAAGAAGAAUAAAAAGUCAGGUUUGAGUGGCUUGAGGCAACAGAAGAGGUUUUGAAUGCAAAGAAGGCUGGUUAUCACAAACAUAAUGUCAAACAAGGACUUUGGGAGGUCCAGGCCAAAGUUAUGAACAAGAGUGCUGAACAUCUGAUUGGGUGGUUUAAGAGUGUCCGUGACACAAACACUCGACUCGUCAAGAAGGGCAAAGGGAAGUCGGGGGACGGAGAUGAUGAUGAUGAAAUCUGGACAGACCGGCAACGGUUCAUCAUGGCAUCCAUGAAAUUCAUGAAAAGAGUGAUUCGUCAUCUGCUGAAAUCAGUCAGACGUGCGGAGGCUAUUAUCCUUGAGCACUCAGGCAUCUUGGAUGCUGCUGAAGCUACUGCUGCACAGGAGGCCACAGACGUUAGACUAUGAAGGUGAACCGAGAGCUUCCACUUCAGCUGGUCCAAGAAGGCGAAGUGUCAAAGAAGGUGAGAUGGACCGAAUGUUGCAGCUAAUACAGGAACGAGUGGAGAAGAGUCGGGCCCACAUGGACGAACUGCGAAAGUGUAAAGAACAGCACCCCAGCACAGCUAAGAACGCCUUCGCAGCCUAUGUCCGGGACUCCUUAAACACCAUGUCAGAAUGGAGCUACAGAAAAGCAAAGGAUGAAAUCUACAGGGUGUUGACAAAGUAUGAAGAUGGGGCUGAAGAGGAAAGGGUCAAGCAGCAGCAACAACAGCAGUUCCAACAGCAACUACCUCACCACCACAUGAGGCCACCACACACUGUCCUGCCUGUCCAAGGACUGCAACUGGCUAGCCAGCAACCGGCAUCGUCUAGAAUCCAACCCAUGCCAGCUCAGUGGGCUGCAGUACCUCCUUGGAUGGACACAGGGCUCUGGCAGUCACAGAACAUCGCAUGGAUGCAGGCUGUGGAUCCAAACCUGAAUCCCACAUCUGCAAGUUCCAACAGGAUGACAAGUGCCACCCAGAGUGCUUGUGUGCCACGUUCACCACUUCUAGCUGUGAGACAACAGUCUGUGCAGACUUCAGUGUCGGGAGUGAUGUCCAGGUUUGUUCAGGAGGCUGAGGAUGAUGUCAACCUUUCAAGUAUGUCUUUUCCAUCAUCCAGCACAUCCCAGCUCCAGAUACCCAACACCAGCCUGCUUGACAACAUUAUGUCUACAGCAGAUGAUGACCAACAUGAUGACAAUGAUGACAGAUCCACACUUGACAAAAAGUGAGGAGAGACACUAAGGGCCCCUUCACACAUAGUGGAAAUAUGUACAACUCAGGGCCACUCUCGGCGGAACAGCUCAUAUGAGGGAACCACACAAACAUGGCACUGACAGCCAGGCAUGAACGAUAACGCUGCGACAGUUCAUGCACGCGGGGACACAGUGACAGCGAUUACACAUCACGCAGCUGCUGUGAAGAAGAAAUAAAUAAAAAAAAUAAAAAUACAUGCUGUGACGGUUUUGUGCACGUGGGAGCACUGCAGCUUUUCACAGCAGCUGCGUGAUGGGGUUACACAUUGCGCAACUGCUGUGAAAAUUAAAAAAAAUACAAAUUGCA